Strongylocentrotus purpuratus (purple sea urchin) is the source of this 6393-nucleotide messenger RNA. Its product is annotated as CUB and sushi domain-containing protein 3. The transcript is spliced from 29 exons. The record is from RefSeq and is a predicted model, not a curated record. Gene Ontology annotation, cellular component: membrane. Bases 53 to 5785 code for a protein of 1910 amino acids. NCBI's taxonomy places the organism in Eukaryota, Metazoa, Echinodermata, Echinoidea, Camarodonta, Strongylocentrotidae.
UGAGACUACUAUCUCAUCUAUCACAGCCUCAAACACAGCCUCCUCCGAGCAGAUGGUACAGGUACACUCAAAUGGAGGUAAUUUCACUCUUCAAGAUGGAGACAGUCUGUACAUCUCUUCCCCCAACUACCCUGCCAACUACGAUUCCAACACCGAUGUUCUAUGGGUCAUCAACAUGCCGGAGGAUUGCUCUCUGGUUCUGAGUCUCCUCAGCUUUAACACUGAGGACUAUUUGGACCAGCUGACCGUAAGCAGUGAAUCAGAAGCUGAUCAGUCGGUUGUGGUAAUGAGCAGAUUUUCAAGUCGUCUGGGGCCGUAUAACAGAACUUAUGCUCCGUCAACGUUAAUGCGAAUCCAAUUCAGAACUGAUAGAACUCUAGAACUUUCAGGAUUUUAUGCAAAAUUAAGAGCUUCUUGCAGUGCAGAAUCUGUUGAGACUACUAUCUCAUCUAUCACAGCCUCAAACACAGCCUCCUCCGAGCAGAUGACACAGGUACACUUAAAUGGAGGUAAUUUCGCUCUUCAAGACGGAGACAGUCUGUACAUCUCUUCUCCCAACUACCCUGCCUACUACGAUUCCAACACCAAUGUUCUAUGGGUCAUCACCAUGCCGGAGGAUUGCUCUCUGGUUCUGAGUGUCCUCAGCUUUUUCACUGAGAACUCAUAUGACCAGCUGACCGUAAGCAGUGAAUCAGGAGCUGAUCAGUCGGUUAUGCUAAUUGACAGAUUUACAAGUCAUCUGGCGCAAUUCAACAGAACUUAUGCUCCGUCAACGUUAAUGCGAAUCCGAUUCAGAAGUGAUAGAACUCUAGAACUUUCAGGAUUUGAGGCAGAAUUAAGAGCUUCUUGCAGUGCAGAAUCUGUUGAGACUACUUUCUCAUCUAUCACAGCCUCAAACACAGCCUCCUCCGCGCAGCUAACACAGGUACACUCAAAUGAAGCUGUUGAGACUACUAUCUCAUAUAUCACAGCCUCAAACACAGCCUCUUCCGAGCAGAUGGUACAGGUACACUCAAAUGGAGGUAAUUUCACUCUUCAAGAUGAAGACAGUCUGUACAUCUCUUCCCCCAACUACCCUGCCAACUACGAUUCCAACACCGAUGUUCUAUGGGUCAUCAACAUGCCGGAGGAUUGCUCUCUGGUUCUGAGUCUCCUCAGCUUUAACACUGAGGACUAUUUGGACCAGCUGACCGUAAGCAGUGAAUCAGAAGCUGAUCAGUCGGUUGUGGUAAUGAGCAGAUUUUCAAGUCGUCUGGGGCCGUAUAACAGAACUUAUGCUCCGUCAACGUUAAUGCGAAUCCAAUUCAGAACUGAUAGAACUCUAGAACUUUCAGGAUUUUAUGCAAAAUUAAGAGCUUCUUGCAGUGCAGAAUCUGUUGAGACUACUGUCCCAUCUAUCACAGCCUCAAACACAGCCUCCUCCGAGCAGAUGACACAGGUACACUCAAAUGGAGGUAAUUUCGCUCUUCAAGACGGAGACAGUCUGUACAUCUCUUCUCCCAACUACCCUGCCAACUACGAUUCCAACACCAAUGUUCUAUGGGUCAUCACCAUGCCGGAGGAUUGCUCUCUGGUUCUGAGUGUCCUCAGCUUUUUCACUGAGAACUCAUAUGACGCGCUGACCAUAAGCAGUGAAUCAGGAGCUGAUCAGUCGGUUAUGCUAAUUGACAGAUUUACAAGUCAUCUGGCACCGUUCAACAGAACUUAUGCUCCGUCAACGUUAAUGCGAAUCCGAUUCAGAACUGAUAGAAGUCUAGAACUUUCAGGAUUUUAUGCAAAAUUAAGAGCUUCUUGCAGUGCAGAAUCUGUUGAGACUACUAUCUCAUCUAUCACAGCCUCAAACACAGCCUCCUCCGAGCAGCUAACACAGGUACACUCAAAUGAAGCUGGUGAGACUACUAUCCCAUCUAUCACAGCCUCAAACACAGCCUCUUCCGAGCAGAUUGUACAGGUACACUCACGGGGAGGUAAUUUCGCUCUUCAAGACGGAGACAGUCUGUACAUCUCUUCUCCCAACUACCCUGCCAACUACGAUUCCAACGCCAAUGUUCUAUGGGUCAUCACCAUGCCGGAGGAUUGCUCUCUGGUUCUGAGUGUCCUCAGCUUUUUCACUGAGAACUCAUAUGACCAGCUGACCGUAAGCAGUGAAUCAGGAGCUGAUCAGUCCGUUAUGCUAAUUGACAGAUUUACAAGUCAUCUGGCGCAAUUCAACAGAACUUAUGCUCCGUCAACGUUAAUGCGAAUCCGAUUCAGAAGUGGUAGAACUCUAGAACUUUCAGGAUUUGAGGCAGAAUUAAGAGUUUCUUGCAGUGUAGAAGCUGUUGAGACUACUUUCUCAUCUAUCACAGCCUCAAACACAGCCUCCUCCGAGCAGCUAACACAGGUACACUCAAAUGAAGCUGUUGAGACUACUAUCUCAUAUAUCACAGCCUCAAACACAGCCUCUUCCGAGCAGAUGGUACAGGUACACUCAAAUGGAGGUAAUUUCACUCUUCAAGAUGGAGACAGUCUGUACAUCUCUUCCCCCAACUACCCUGCCAACUACGAUUCCAACACCGAUGUUCUAUGGGUCAUCAACAUGCCGGAGGAUUGCUCUCUGGUUCUGAGUCUCCUCAGCUUUAACACUGAGGACUAUUUGGACCAGCUGACCGUAAGCAGUGAAUCAGAAGCUGAUCAGUCGGUUGUGGUAAUGAGCAGAUUUUCAAGUCGUCUGGGGCCGUAUAACAGAACUUAUGCUCCGUCAACGUUAAUGCGAAUCCAAUUCAGAACUGAUAGAACUCUAGAACUUUCAGGAUUUUAUGCAAAAUUAAGAGCUUCUUGCAGUGCAGAAUCUGUUGAGACUACUAUCCCAUCUAUCACAGCCUCAAACACAGCCUCCUCCGAGCAGAUGACACAGGUACACUCAAAUGGAGGUAAUUUCGCUCUUCAAGACGGAGACAGUCUGUACAUUUCUUCUCCCAACUACCCUGCCAACUACGAUUCCAACGCUAAUGUUCUAUGGGUCAUCACCAUGCCGGAGGACUGCUCUCUGGUUCUGAGUGUCCUCAGCUUUUUCACUGAGAACUCAUAUGACCAGCUGACCGUAAGCAGUGAAUCAGGAGCUGAUCAGUCGGUUAUGCUAAAUGACAGAUUUACAAGUCAUCUGGCGCAAUUCAACAAAACUUAUGCUCCGUCAACGUUAAUGCGAAUCCGAUUCAGAACUGAUAGAACUCUAGAACUUUCAGGAUUUUAUGCAAAAUUAAGAGCUUCUUGCAGUGCAGAAUCUGUUGAGACUACUAUCCCAUCUAUCACAGCCUCAAACACAGCCUCCUCCGAGCAGAUGGUACAGGUACACUCAAAUGGAGGUAAUUUCGCUCUUCAAGACGGAGACAGUCUGUACAUCUCUUCCCCCAACUACCCUGCGAACUACGAUUCCAACGCCAGAGUUCUAUGGGUCAUCAACAUGCCGGAGGAUUGCUCUCUGGUUCUGAGUGUCCUCAGCUUUUUCACUGAGUACUUAUAUGACGCGCUGACCGUAAGCAGUGAAUCAGGAGUUGAUCAGUCGGUUAUGCUAAUUGACAGAUUUACAAGUCAUCUGGCGCCGUUCAACAGAACUUAUGCUCCGUCAACGUUAAUGCGAAUCCGAUUCAGAACUGAUAGAACUCUAGAACUUUCAGGAUUUUAUGCAAAAUUAAGAGCUUCUUGCAGGGCAGAAUCUGUUGAGACUACUAUCUCAUCUAUAACAGCCUCAAACACAGCCUCCUCCGAGCAGCUAACACAGGUACACUCAAAUGAAGCUGGUGAGACUGCUAUCCCAUCUAUCACAGCCUCAAACACAGCCUCUUCCGAGCAGAUGGUACAGGUACACUCACGGGGAGGUAAUUUCGCUCUUCAAGACGGAGACAGUCUGUACAUCUCUUCUCCCAACUACCCUGCCAACUACAAUUCCAACGCCAGAGUUCUAUGGGUCAUCACCAUGCCGGAGGAUUGCUCUCUGGUUCUGAGUGUCCUCAGCUUUUUCACUGAGAACUCAUAUGACCAGCUGACCGUAAGCAGCGAAUCAGGAGCUGAUCAGUCGGUUAUGCUAAUUGACAGAUUUACAAGUCAUCUGGCGCCGUUCAACAGAACUUAUGCUCCGUCAACGUUAAUGCGAAUCCGAUUCAGAACUGAUAGAACUCUAGAACUUUCAGGAUUUUAUGCAAAAUUAAGAGCUUCUUGCAGUGCAGAAUCUGUUGAGACUACUAUCUCAUCUAUCACAGCCUCAAACACAGCCUCCUCCGAGCAGCUAACACAGGUACACUCAAAUGGAGGUAAUUUCGCUCUUCAAGACGAAGACAGUCUGUACAUCUCUUCUCCCAACUACCCUGCCAACUACAAUUCCAACGCCAAUGUUCUAUGGGUCAUCACCAUGCCGGAGGAUUGCUCUCUGGUUCUGAGUGUCCUCAGCUUUUUCACUGAGAACUCAUAUGACCAGCUGACCGUAAGCAGUGAAUCAGGAGCUGAUCAGUCGGUUAUGCUAAUUAACAGAUUUACAAGUCAUCUGGCGCCGUUCAUCAGAACUUAUGCUCCGUCAACGUUAAUGCGAAUCCGAUUCAGAACUGAUAGUUCUGUAGUGUAUCAAGGAUUUGAGGCAGAAUUAAGAGCUUCUUGCAGUGCAGAAACAACAACUGCAAGCCAGACUACAAGACAGACUACACAAGAUUAUAAUGAUAUGACUAGUGAAGCACCAUGGACCAUUGGUGGGAAUGUGGAUUCUACAGGUGGACCUAUCGCUCUUAGGGAGGGACAGGACUACUUUAUUGGAUCCUCUAGCUUUCCAAGCAACUACCCAAGCAAUGCAACCAUUCUGUGGCAAGUGACAACCUCGGACCGUUGCGCCAUCCAUAUCACUUUCAUGGCCUUCAGCACCGAGCCCAUAUAUGACUACUUGGUUGUGGGGUCGCAGGACGUAACACCCAAGAACAUGGUCCAUCGAUGGACAGGAGGGGAGGUUCCUGCACCCCUCCAUUUGAACUCCAACCAGGCAUGGUUUCUCUUCAUGUCAGACUCUGAGACGGAAGAGCAGGGGUUUGUGGCGAAGCUACAUGCUAUGUGUUCAAACUCAACAGCCUCUAUAGAGGAUGUGCGUCUGGUUGAUGGCAAUGUACCACAAGAGGGCAGGCUUGAAGUCCUUUACCAAGGCCAAUGGGGAACUGUUUGUGAGGACCUGUGGGAGAGGACGAAUGCUGAGGUUGUGUGCAGGAUGCUAGGGUACGAGGGAGCCGACUUGGAGUACUCGACCACCGACUUGUGGUGGCUCAUCAAAGGCUCAGGACCUAUCUUGAUGGAUAAUGUACGUUGCCAAGGCAACGAGUCUAGUCUUGAUGAGUGCAGCCAUCUUGGAUUGGGUGUCCACAACUGCGACCACUCCAAAGAUGUGGGUGUGACCUGCAGAACAGGAUCAGAAGCCAACCCAUCCAUUGACAAUUCAGCCAUCAUCCGCCUUGUGAACGGCAACCGGCCAAGCGAGGGCAGGGUAGAAGUAUUCCGAGGCCGAAGCUGGGGGACGGUCUGCGAUGACUACUGGGGGAUAGAGGAUGCAAACGUGGCUUGUAAGAUGCUGGGAUACGAGAGGGCCGAGUUGGCUUACAGAGAGGCCAAGUUUGGUGAGGGAGACGGGGCCAUUUUGCUUGACGAUGUCUCUUGCACCGGGAGAGAGCCCAGUCUGUUUGCAUGCGAUCAUAGCGACUUUGCUGACUGUUCUCAUGCUGAAGACGCUGGUGUGAAGUGCCUUGAGACCAGCGGCAGAGAUCUGUCGUUAGCCUAGGGGGAUGCAGACCAGAAGCAGUCCUCCCGGGGGCCCCACUUUUCAAAUACCCCAAAGGUGCCCCUUUUUAACAUAGGAAAAGUACUCCUUUUACUUUAACAAGUGGCCCUAUUAAUUUGUAUAAGUGCCCCUUCCCCUUUUAACCUCAGAUGAGUGCCCCUCUUUAUUUUGACACAUGCCUCUUUUCCUGUACAAGUUCCCAUUUUCCUUUUCAAUAAGUGUCUAUUUUCCAUUCUCAUAACAAAUAAUCCCUUUUUAAUGUUUAGAAAGCGCCCUUUUCAGGAACGAGAAGUGUCCCUUUUCACUUUUGAUAUGUGCCCCCUUCACCUCUGAUAAUUGCCCUAUUCAAAUCUGAGAGAUGCCCCUUUUACUCUGCCAAGUGCCCCUCCCCCUUUUAAUAACUACCCCCUUUUUAAUUUGGAUAAGCGGACCUUAUAUUUUCAGAAUUGCCCCUUUUCCUAAUGAUAAGAGACCCCAUUUUAAAAAGAGCCCCUUCCCAUAAAUUCCCUUUUCAGGUACUUUUCAGGUGCCCUUUCACCUCCGAUAAUUGCCCCUAUUCAAAUAUGAGAGAUACUCGUUUUACUUUGACAAGUGCCCCUUCCCCUCCU